AAGUGGGCACGCUCACCUUGAAGCUUUCUAUCCCGAAUCCGAGUGUUUCGUUGCAACACUCUCUUCUCUAAAAAAGCAUUUGCCUUUGAGCGAAAUUCGCUUGGUCCCUCGCAUUAUGCACUGGAAAAACCUUAAAGCGUAAUCGGUGUUUUCCAAGUUCCCCCCCCCCCCCCAACACCCCCAAAAAAAUAAAAAAAAUAAAAAAAAUAAAAAAGGAAAAAAUGCAAAUGCCCCGAUGGCGAAACGUCUUGCUAUUGAAGAACUCCUUGAUUUCAUCAACUUCUACCACAACCCAUGUGGCCUCCUUCCAUUCCACUCCUACUGCAUGUGAAAAAUGGAAGAAUAAAUGGAACUUUGAUGUAAAAGCAGGUCAACAACCAGCAAAGAAUUAUGUCAGAUAUGCAACACGUCAAAAGCGUGCUGAUACAAAGAAAGCCUUGAAAAACCUUCUCUACAGAAGCGGGUCUUCUAAAGUUUCGUUGGAGGAUGAAAAUUUAUGGAAAUUUGGACAGACAGAUAAAUCUUGUAACUCUUGUAGGAAACAUAAGCCAAGGUCUUCUACUCCACAUGCUGAGAAGUAUCACCAAAAGAAAACAAAACGUAAGUUUAAGAGAGAGAGUUUCUCUGAGGAUUUCGAUGAGCAUCCUGAGGCUUUCUUUCAAGCUACAUUCGGUAAUAGAUGGUAUACUUGGUCUUUUAACUCAUCAACAGACUACUAUUCCCAAAAUUCUGCAUUUGGAUUUGAGUGGAGGGAGCAUUCGAGCUGGAAACAUAAGAAUAAGACAUGGGAGGCAAGUAGUGAUACUGAGUCUGAUGAUGAACCACAUACUGUAGGAUCCUGUUCUGAUAGAACAAUUCUGGGUCUGCCCCCAGCAGGUCCUUUGAAGAUGGACGACGUUAAAAAAGCAUUUCGUCUAUCAGCAUUGAAAUGGCAUCCCGAUAAGCAUCAAGGCCCUUUACAGGCAACGGCUGAAGAGAAAUUCAAACUUUGUGUUAAUGCAUACAAGUCUUUGUGCAAUGCACUAUCCCCAAUGUAAGCUGUAGGUUUUGGUCGAAUUGUUUACGGCUUCCAUGUGGGUUCCCAAUUCUGUUAGAGCUCCAAAUAAUGGAGGUGUAUAACUAAUUGUUAUAUAUGUAUUACAAUUCAUCUUUAGUUUACUCUAUAUAAUAAGGGAUGGGGUCCCAGUGUUAAAUUUUUUAGAAUUUAAUUUAGUAGGUUUAACAGGUUAUAGAAAUUUUCUGAACUUAAUUUAGCUUUAUGACAUAAUGGUGUAUCAGUUGGAAAUAAAAUUGUUUAUUUAUUCAA
Messenger RNA from Ziziphus jujuba (common jujube), 1306 nucleotides. RefSeq lists its product as uncharacterized. Bases 222 to 1037 code for a protein of 271 amino acids. The transcript has 7 exons. The record is from RefSeq and is a predicted model, not a curated record. Lineage: Eukaryota; Viridiplantae; Streptophyta; Magnoliopsida; Rosales; Rhamnaceae.